GUUACCAGCGCUACAUCCUGUGAAAUUGAGAGUGCUCAAACUCUAGACUUCACAUGCUCCAAACCUUGGAGCUAUUUCCCAAUUUCACACCCCCCCGUUAUUGUUUUUUUAAAAGCUCUCAAGAAAAAGUUAAAUACAGGAAUUGAAUUCUAAGCACCAGAGCUCAUAUGGAUCAGAAAUAAGCAAAUGAUGAAUGGGAGCAGCAUACUGACCCAGAAACACAGGAUACUUACAAAAAUAACUUACAGCUAUGCAGAACAACUCCAACAGUAAUAGUAAUUUAGGAGUUUCGGACAUAGAAUUGAACCCUAAAGAUGCUGAGGACAAUGAACAAAGUACAUACAACUUUGUUGAAGUGCUGCCUCCAGAACUUACUUGUAAAAUUUUCAGUCUGCUGGACAUUCAGAGUUUCUUCAGAGCUUCACAGACAUGCCACAGGUGGAAUGAAAUCAUAAGAAACACUGAUUUUUUAUGGAAAUCUCAUUGCUUAAUAUUGGUGGAUCAAAAAGACAGAGAUAAUAAUAGACAAAAUGGUUAUUCCUGGAGGGAUAUACUACUGAUGACUAAAGUGAAGAAUGAAUGGAAAAAUGGCAAAUACAGCAACUACACUCCUGAUAGCCAAUUAGAAAAUAUCAUGUGCCCGAUGGAUGCAGAUACAUGGGGGGAAAUUUUUGAAGCAGAAUGUCAAAGACAAUAGGAAAAAAUCACAAACAAAUUUUGUGACUUCAAGAAUUUAAAACUAAGAACUCUCAGUUUACAACAGUACAUCUGUUCAUUUUUUUAA
This is a messenger RNA of Sorex araneus (European shrew), 784 nucleotides long. RefSeq names its product F-box protein 48 (gene FBXO48). NCBI's taxonomy places the organism in Eukaryota, Metazoa, Chordata, Mammalia, Eulipotyphla, Soricidae. The transcript is spliced from 4 exons. The record is from RefSeq and is a predicted model, not a curated record. Gene Ontology annotation, molecular function: protein binding.